GGGCGAAGGCUCCGGCGCCGCCCUGGCGCGCAGAUCAACUGCGCGGUCGUGCGCGGGGGCAGGAGCGGCCUCAGCCCCCGGGCGCUGGCUGACCCAGAGCUUCAGCUAGGCCGCCCCCGUCGGCCCUCCCCCGGGCGGGGCCAGCCCCGACGGCGCUGACUCAGCAACGCGAGGGGGGAGUUUUGUCCCUCCGCGGACCCCGUUUCUCCCGGCCUCAGCCUCUCCGCCGCCGCCGCUGAGCCGGUUUCCUUUUUCCGGCGCUCCGAGUGCGAGAGACAAGUCGAGCCCCGUAGGCAGCGAGCCGCAGCGCAACCCCGGCGCUCGCCCAAGGACCCUGGAAGCUACCGUUACCCCGCCAGGCAGCGUGGGCGCCAUGAGCAGCGCGGGACUGAAUUCGGAGAAGGUAGCUGCUCUGAUACAGAAACUGAAUUCCGACCCCCAGUUCGUACUUGCCCAGAAUGUCGGGACCACCCACGACCUGCUGGACAUCUGUCUGAAGCGGGCCACGGUGCAGCGCGCGCAGCAUGUGUUCCAGCACGCCGUGCCCCAGGAGGGCAAGCCAGUCACCAACCAGAAGAGCUCAGGGCGAUGCUGGAUCUUUUCUUGUCUGAAUGUUAUGAGGCUUCCAUUCAUGAAAAAAUUAAAUAUUGAAGAAUUUGAGUUUAGUCAAUCUUACCUGUUUUUUUGGGACAAGGUUGAACGCUGUUAUUUCUUCUUGAAUGCUUUUGUGGACACAGCCCAGAGAAAGGAGCCUGAGGAUGGGAGGCUGGUGCAGUUUUUGCUUACGAACCCUGCAAAUGAUGGUGGCCAAUGGGAUAUGCUUGUCAAUAUUGUUGAAAAAUAUGGUGUUAUCCCUAAGAAAUGCUUCCCUGAAUCUUAUACAACAGAGGCAACCAGAAGGAUGAAUGAUAUUCUGAAUCACAAGAUGAGAGAAUUCUGUAUACGACUGCGGAACCUGGUACACAGUGGAGCAACCAAAGGAGAAAUCUUGGCCACACAGGACAUCAUGAUGGAGGAGAUAUUCCGAGUGGUGUGCAUCUGUUUGGGUAAUCCACCAGAGACAUUCACCUGGGAGUAUCGAGACAAAGAUAAAAAUUAUCAGAAGAUUGGCCCCAUAACACCCUUGGAGUUUUACAGGGAACACGUCAAGCCACUCUUCAAUAUGGAAGAUAAGAUUUGUUUAGUGAAUGACCCUAGGCCCCAGCACAAGUACAACAAACUUUACACAGUGGAAUACUUAAGCAAUAUGGUUGGAGGGAGAAAAACUCUAUACAACAACCAGCCCAUUGACUUCCUGAAAAAGAUGGUUGCUGCCUCCAUCAAAGAUGGAGAGGCUGUGUGGUUUGGCUGUGAUGUUGGAAAACACUUCAAUGGCAAGCUGGGCCUCAGUGACAUGAAUCUCUAUGACCAUGAGUUAGUGUUUGGUGUCUCCUUGAAGAACAUGAAUAAAGCGGAAAGGCUGACUUUUGGUGAGUCACUUAUGACCCACGCCAUGACCUUCACUGCUGUCUCAGAGAAGGAUGAUCAGGAUGGUGCUUUCACAAAAUGGAGAGUGGAGAAUUCAUGGGGUGAAGACCAUGGCCACAAAGGUUACCUGUGCAUGACAGAUGAGUGGUUCUCUGAGUAUGUCUACGAAGUGGUGGUGGACAGGAAGCAUGUCCCUGAAGAGGUGCUAGCUGUGUUAGAGCAGGAACCCAUUAUCCUGCCAGCAUGGGACCCCAUGGGAGCUUUGGCUGAGUGAUACUGCCCUCCAGCUCUUUCCUCCUUCCGUGGAACCUGACGUCGCUGCAAAGGACAGAUCCAGGGACUGAAGCCAAAGUUAUGCAAGGGACUGUGUGUUGCCACAGGACACAGUCAGAUUUCCAGUCUCCACCAGGAACCUCUUCAGAAAGUGUGCUUUAUGCUGAAACAGAACACUGUUCAAGAAAAGAAAAGGGGGGAAAGAUCAGGUCAUACUAUCUACUCUCCUCAUCUCUAACAGCUCAGGAUCUCUUAGCAUUUUAAUUAGAUGUAAUUGUUUGUCUUUAACUGUCAAAAAGUUUGGUUCUGUGUCUGUGUUUUAAUAAGACAAGAGAGGACGAGCGAUUGAGGUGUAUGGAGAGAAAACAGACCUAAUGCUCCUUGUUCCUAGAGUAGCGUGGAGGGAGGGUGGCCUAAGAGUUGAGCUCUCGGAACUGCAUGCUGCUGGACAGUAUCACUGUCUUUCCUAGAUGGCAGUCACUGAAUUCCAUUUUUUCUAGGUAAUUUCUUGUGCCUCUAGUAGCCCAAGAAUUGGAGGUUGAUCAGAUCUGACAUGAUUCCUUCCUGUUCUGAACUGUGGGGUGCACAUCUCUGCUUGAGUCAGGUUUGAGUAGAGGCUUAGAGACAGUUGGGUGAGAACAACCAAAAUCUUACAAUGGUCUCAAUUAUAAUCAUUAGGGGGAGCUCUAGCCAAGUGGUUUAACUUCUGCCUUUGGAACUGGGGAUUGGGUGGGCAGGAAAAGGUGAUACCCAUUCUUUCUGAUAACUAGAUGGUGCUGAGAAGCUUUUGAAUAAAAACUUUGCUAAAUGAGAA
Molecule: messenger RNA, 2554 nt
Organism: Symphalangus syndactylus (siamang)
Lineage: Eukaryota; Metazoa; Chordata; Mammalia; Primates; Hylobatidae
Gene: BLMH
Product: bleomycin hydrolase
Biological process (GO): proteolysis; L-homocysteine catabolic process; response to toxic substance
Cellular component (GO): cytoplasm
Molecular function (GO): cysteine-type aminopeptidase activity
Source: RefSeq, a predicted model, not a curated record